Messenger RNA from Panonychus citri (citrus red mite), 2725 nucleotides. RefSeq names its product 2-oxoglutarate and iron-dependent oxygenase domain-containing protein 3-like. Gene Ontology annotation, molecular function: L-ascorbic acid binding; iron ion binding; oxidoreductase activity, acting on paired donors, with incorporation or reduction of molecular oxygen. Bases 1297 to 2367 code for a protein of 356 amino acids. The transcript has 3 exons. Gene Ontology annotation, cellular component: membrane. Lineage: Eukaryota; Metazoa; Arthropoda; Arachnida; Trombidiformes; Tetranychidae. The record is from RefSeq and is a predicted model, not a curated record.
GUACUUCCUUUUCCUCUAAUUUAACUCGAUUAAUCACUUUACUAUUUUCUAACAUCUUUCCUUAUGCUUAAUUGCUACAAAUUAACAACAAUUUGCGUUUUCUCAAGAUCCCCCUUGAGAAACUCUGAUAAAACCAAAUCAACUAGAAAGUUGAUUACCUUUACUAAGAUUCUCGAUAAUCAUACAAAUCACAUUAAUCAAUUCUUAAAUCAUUCCAAUUCCUCCAAAACUAACAAUCUAUUCAUCCAUCAACAAUAUCAAAAGUAUCAGGAACCAAACAUUUAUCAAUUUAACGAACAAUCUAAAUAAUCUUAGAUAUCAAUACGUCUCCCUACCCAUUGUGAUAAAAAUCAUUAACUUACCGAUUAACCAAAUUAACUUAAUCACCAUAAACUGACUGAAUAUUCAAAACAAAACCCAAUAUGAAUAGACUAAAAUUAACACCAAUCGAUAAACUAAAUUGUUCAAUUGAACAAUUUUGUGAAUUGAUGAGCGGAAACAAAACUGAUCGCUAACCCAUUUUAACAAAAAAUUAUCUUCGAACAAAAAAAACUAAUCAAUAUCACUAAAAAUAUCAUAAAUUAUCAACAAUUCUGAACAAUUGGUUCCAAUUAACGAUUCCAAGAAAAGGAAAGAGAGAGAGACACCAAAAAAAAACACCAAACUCUAAACGACGAUGAAGAUAAACAUUAAUUUGGUGAGAGUUAACAAUCAGUGAACAGAUAAUAUGAUGAAUCAAUCAACCUGAGAGCAUAAACAUUACAUCAAUUAAUAAAUUGUUGUAGUAAUUGUGACACUUUUUUUGCUCGUUGUUCUAUCAAUAUAAAGUAUCACUUGCUAUCCCUGGUGAAGAUCAGUUAACGUGUUGAACUGAAUUAACUGAACCAUUGAUUUUUCACCAACACCACAAAAGAGAGCGAGAGAUACACACACACUUAACUUGCCGAACACACAAUUAACUCUAACAAUUAAAAAUAUCUUUCUUACCUCCCAUUUAGAAUGGAACAUGAAAAAAAAAAUAUUCCUUCCUCUUCCUCUUUCUUUUUCUCUUUCUUUUUGUUAGAAUUUUCAAUCUUCCAAUUCACAUCCCGCCUUUUUCUCGACUCUCUUUCUCUCUCUCUCUAACCAAAUUGUCGAUAUUCUCUCUUAAUCAUCGUUAACAGAAUCAGUUGAACAACAGACAUUUGUUGUUAACAAUUUAAAUUCAUUGUGUUAAUUCACUUUGAUUUUUGUUCUAAUUGUAAAUCACCUUUUCUUCUGUGAUUAUUGUUUCUCUCUCUCUCCCUGUGGUCACUCAUGGCACCGAAUGCCGGAUACAAGGAGAUAAAUGUUGUCCAUCGAACAUCAUCCAACUCGAAUAAUAAACAAAAUGGUUCCUCAGUUAAAAAUGUAAAUCGACAAUCAAAUAACAAGAAAUCUAAAUCAUCUAAAUCAUCUGCAUCUUCUUCAAAGAGAUGGUCAGUUAAUACCUGGAUGACCAUUUUCUCUCUAUUCUUCUUCAUCUCUGGACUUAUCUUAUUCUAUAUUCCAAUUGAGAGAUUGAUUAAAUUACAACAACAACAAUCAACUGUCCAAGAAAAAGAGGAUUUCAAAUGGAUGGUCACUACCGAUCAACAUGUCGGCCCUCAUGUUUUCCACCAUGAUGUCCCAUGUCAUAAACCAGGUUAUCGUCGGGAAAGAGCCUAUGGCGCUGAACCUCAGCGUUGUGGUACUUUAAUUUACGAUGAAUUGGUACCAAUGGAAGAAGCAAUUAGAUUAAGACAAAUGGCCGCUAAAUUGGUUUACGAAAUCGGGGAAACUAAUCCAUACUCUCGAGAAUCAACUAAUCUCCAUUGGGUUAAUCUUCACACUGUCUUCAAACGAGGAUACAAGGAAAAGGUUUUCAAUGAGACCGAUUUCAAGUUGAUUAAGAAAACAUCAGAACAAGCAAAGACUGUGAUAGCCGAAACUUUCGGAAUACCAAGAGACGCAUUACACUUUACAACCGUCGCUCAAUUUACUAGAUAUCGACCGAUGACCCGUUACUCUCAAUUCCGACACGUUGAUAAGGUUCGAGUUCAAUCGUUAAUUGUUACCUCGAUUCUAUGGUUAUCAACUUAUGAUUAUGAUUUCGGCGGUGGAACCACAUCUUUCUUAACAGCUCCUGAUUCCAAGCCAUUUACUCCUUACAUUGUUCAACCUAAAAUCAAUCGAUUUGCAGCUUGGACUUCAGGCUGGGAGAAUCCUCAUGAAGUGAUGCAACUUCUUUGGGGUGAAAGAUUAGCGUUAAUCUUUGCGUUCACCGUUAAUCCCAAUCUUGGUGAAAAGAAUAUGGAAUCACUAAGAACUUGGGCUCAAGCUUUACCAGAGAAUCCAUUCCAUGCUUAGAAUGACAAUCAAUCUUUAUGAUUGAUGAAUAGAAAAUUUCAAUUUUCUAAUUCCAUCUAAAUAUAACAUGACAUGUUGAUCAUUUAAGAAACUUGAUCAAAAAAAAGGUUCAUAAUCAUCAUCACCAACUCUUUUCAUCGUGUUUGUCAUUAACCUAAUCAUCACUUUGUUUCUUGAAUGUGAUUUAUGUGAUUGAAAAGAUCUGUAAAAUAAUUUAUUCUCAUUUUUCUCACAAAUUGUUAAAAAAAGUUGUUUUUCUCACCUAUUCUAUAUUAAUUGUUAUCGUUCAUAAUUGUUGUUAAUCGACUUAACAUCUCACCACAAAAUGACAUUAAAUCCUCUUUUCCCUUUCCAAUAA